Gaeumannomyces tritici R3-111a-1 is the source of this 2104-nucleotide messenger RNA. RefSeq lists its product as hypothetical. Lineage: Eukaryota; Fungi; Ascomycota; Sordariomycetes; Magnaporthales; Magnaporthaceae. Bases 293 to 2104 code for a protein of 603 amino acids. The transcript has 3 exons. Gene Ontology annotation, biological process: proteolysis. Gene Ontology annotation, cellular component: fungal-type vacuole. Gene Ontology annotation, molecular function: serine-type carboxypeptidase activity. The record is from RefSeq and is a predicted model, not a curated record.
UUUCGGGGGAGUCAACGGCAAGACAAACAUGAUACUCUCGCUGGAGAUGCCGCCCGCUGUUAGCAAAGCCCGCUCUAGUGUUGGGCUAACGUCGUCCCGUGCUUACAGGCUCAUACCUAUUGGGUGGAAAGGGGUCAAGGAUAUCAACAUGGUCGGCCAACUUGGAGUAUAAGAAGGCUGCCCACGCGUGUGAUGUAUAACUUUUGAUGUGUGCUUCUACACCGGACCAGCCUAUCCAGUCCUCAUACAAACUCUAAUCCACACCGGCUUCACUUAUACCAAAACAUUGACCAUGACAAGAUACAGCGUCCGAGGCGGCCUGGCCGCCAUGGCGGUCGCCUGGGCGUGCCUGACGGACGCGGCCGUGGUCACCCCCCGCUCGCAGUCGGGUGCCAGGGUCAGCUUCAAGGAGACCAGCAUCUGCGAGACGACGCCGGGCGUCAAGGCCUACAGCGGCUUCGUGACGUUGCCCCAGUCUGACCGGCAGCCGUACGAGACGAGCGUCUACUUCUGGUUUUUCGAGGCGCGCCGCUCGCCCGCGACGGCGCCGCUGGCCCUCUGGCUCCAGGGCGGGCCGGGCACGGCGUCGACGGACCAGGCGGCGUCGGGCCACAGCGGGCCCUGCGUCGUGGGCGCCGACUCGCACGCCGCGGCGCCCAACCCGCACAGCUGGACCGAGGUCGCAAACAUGCUGUACGUCGACCAGCCGGCCCAGACGGGCUUCUCGUACGACGUGGCCGCCGAGGGCGUCUACAACCUGGAGACGGGCGUCGUCGAUCUCAACACCACGACGACGACGCCCGCCAGCCAGCUCCUCGUCGCCGGCAGGUUCCCCAGCCAGGACCCGGCGCGGACGGCCAACUCGACGCAGACGGCGGCGCACACCAUGUACCGGUUCCUGCAGGCGUGGUUCGGCGAGUUUGAGCAGUACCGGCGCGACCGCGUGAGCGUGUGGUCGCAGUCGUACGGCGGCCACUACGUGCCGGCCAUCGCGUCCGUUAUCAACCGCGAGUUCAAGAACCCGGGCAGCGUCGUCGGUUGCAUCGACACCACCACCACCAACCGCCACCGCUUCCGCGUCGACUCGGCCGGCGUCAUCAACGGCAUGGUCGACCUGUACACGCAGCUGCCGUCGUUCAACGAGUACGCGUUCCGCAACCAGUACGGCAUCAGCAUCUACAACGAGUCCGUCUACAGGGCCUACGACGACCUGCUCCACCGCGACGGCGGCUGCCUCGACAGCGCGCGCGCCUGCGCCGGUGUCCUGGCCCGCGACGACCCGGACGGCGUCGUGCCGCCGUCCAUGGUCGCCGGCGCCGAGUACCAGGCGGCCUGCGGCGCCGCCUUUGAGCUGUGCGGCAACCGCCUCAUCUUCGCCUUCACGGCGGCCCACGGGCGCCACCAGUUCGACAUCGCGCAGGGCCACCCCGCGGUCUUCCCCCGGAGCUACGCGCUCGGCUGGCUCAACCGGCCCGAGGUGCAGGAGGCGCUCGGCGUCAAGACCAGCUACCUGGCCUCGUCCAACGUCGUCGCCGACGUGUUCGCGCAAGCCGCCGACAUCGUCCGCGGCGGGUUCAUGGGGGAGCUGGCGGCGCUGGUCGACGACGGCGUCAAGGUGGCGCUGAUCUAUGGAGACCGCGACCACCGCUGCAACUGGCUCGGCGGUGAGGCGGUAAGCCUCGCGAUGAAGCACAAGCAGAGCUCCGAGUUUGCCGCCGCCGGCUACGCCGACAUCACCGUCGGUGGCUCCAAGGCCGGCAAGGUGCGCCAGCACGGCCUGUUCAGCUUCAGCAGGAUCUACAACGCCGGCCACGAAGUACCCUUGUACAAGCCUGCCGAGUCGCUCGAGCUGUUCCGGCGCACCAUCCUGGGCAAGGACCUGGCGACGGGCGAGGUGAACGCGGGCAGCUGCGCCGGCUACCACACCACGGGCCCAGCGCAGGUCUUUGACGUCCAGGUGCCCCUCGAGCCGGUACCAGGUGGUAUCGAGUGCUACACGUGGUCGAGCCCGCUGAGCUAUACUUGCACGCCGGGGCAGCUCCAGGCACUGGCCAACGGUACUGCGGUCGUGAAGGAUUUCAUUGUCGUCGAGCCUGCUGCUUAG